UUGCGGGCCCUUGGCAGUCUCAGACUCGGCUGUGAACUCUGAUCAUCAUGCGUGCUUGUGUGCUUCUGUGCGUUUUUGGGUUGGCUGCUGUGUACGGCGCCCCCAAUAGCGACUGUACGACAGAACUGGGAAGGCUUAGGACAGAGCUGGAACUGAUGAAGGACACACUCAGCAAACUUCAUGAAGAAAUCAUAGAGGUUGAGGAAACCACCCCACACAGCAGAGGAAAGCGAUCUGGUUACUACUUAAGAGGACCAGCAGGUCCUAUGGGAACCCCAGGUCCCAAGGGUGAGCCAGGUGCACCAGGUGCCCCCGGGCCUCAGGGUAAACAGGGAUACCCUGGAUUCAAAGGAGAUACUGGACCUCCCGGAAUUCCCGGGGAACAGGGGGAACAAGGUCUCCCAGGACCUCAGGGUGACGUUGGCGCCCCAGGAGAGACCGGUGUUCCAGGCAUUCCAGGACCAGAAGGACCAAUGGGACCUCAAGGACGCAAGGGAUACGAAGGAGCAGUAGGAGAACCCGGUGUUCCUGGAGAGCAGGGACUUCCCGGAGAGAAGGGAGAGCCUGGGGCAAUGGGACCAAUGGGAACCACCGGACCACAGGGAGAGAAAGGAGAUACCGGAUAUCCAGGAUUGCCAGGUGAGCCAGGGACACAGGGACCUCAGGGUGAGGCCGGACCUCAAGGUCCAGAGGGACCAAUGGGACCACGCGGACCUCAGGGAUACCAGGGACCCCAGGGUCCACCUGGUGCUCCAGGAGAGAAAGGAGACCAAGGUCUACGAGGAGCAACAGGCCGACCAGGUGCUCCCGGGCCUGCACAGCUCGCUCCAGCUCAACCUAAGGCCCCAUCCUAUUAUGUACAAGCCGCCCCUAGCAGGAUGAAGGGGAUAUUCAAUUUGCAUUCAAAGCAAAUAGGCAGAUGUCAAAUUACGAAUAAUUCAUUACCGUUUUCCGAUUCUUUAUGUUUCGCUGGGUCUUGGAGCCUUCCUCACAUUUAUUUUGUCCCCGGCACCAUGAAAGCUUACGUAACAUUUCUUGUCCUAGGAACAGUAUCAGUAUUGGCCGAUAUUCAAUAUGAAAUCAGAAAACUUUCAGAUGAUAUGGAAUUGGUCAAAUCUGAAAUUAUAUCGCUACAGGAGAAAAUUCGUUUAGUUAUGGUUCAAGAGGGAGACCUACAUGAAAUUGCUCCUAAACACGAUCGUCAUAAGAGGUUCGUGAUGAUACAGUUUGCGCCCAGAGGGUCCCAUGGACGGCCAGGUGAGAGGGGCGCACGAGGUGACGAUGGUCAGCAUGGAUUGCCGGGUCCAGCUGGUGAAGAUGGCGUCAAAGGGCCACCAGGAGAGCAAGGUCAUCGUGGCUUUCAGGGUUACCGUGGAUUUAAAGGACCCAUGGGUCCCAAAGGCGAAACUGGAGCCACAGGAAAACAAGGGGCACAGGGAUCUCAGGGAAUACACGGGAUUACGGGAAUGAAAGGGGAGAAGGGAGACCAAGGACUCCCAGGGCCACCAGGCAUCCCCGGGUUCCCCGGAUUUCCUGGCCACAUAGGAUACAUGGGACUGCCUGGUGAAAUAGGAAAAGCGGGACCCCAGGGUGAGAUAGGCGAUUACGGAGACAUUGGAAUCCCAGGACGAAUGGGGGAGAAGGGGAAACCAGGCGAAAUUGGUGCAGAAGGUUUCCAGGGGCCUGCUGGUCCACGGGGCGAAAACGGAGGAAUUGGGGAACAAGGGCAGACCGGGUACCCAGGACUGCCGGGUGAUGCUGGACCACUAGGCCCUCGCGGUCCCCAAGGUGUGACGUACGCGGAGUACCUUAGGGCAUUCGAAGAGGCUCAAGCCAGAUUGCUCAGAGAAAAUUCACGCCACUUAUAACCAUAUUUAAUGUUCAUUCAUAUUUCAUCGUGUCAUUAUUGGUUGAACUUUUCAUAUAUUUUUGUUGCGAAUGCGUGUGCCCAUCGUGACUGCAUGCGUCAAAAUAUACUAGUAUAGCAUGCAUAUUUAGUUAACUGAAAAUGGACAAUGCAGUGGUAUUGUGCAAUUUUUAUACUAUAUACUUUCCAAUCUCUUUAAUUUCUUUCAUACUUCAAUUUUUAGUAUCCAAAAUGUUUGCUUAAUUAAAUUAUUAAAUUAACACAAUAUUACAUGUACUGCUGUAUACAGGGGAAUACUCGCCCCCGUUUUAUUUUCACGUUUGUCGCCAUGGGCGGCUUUAAGACGGCAAAACUAUUUUGGGUCUUUAAACACGAUGAUGGUGAAGAUUUAAAGUGCAGACUGCCCAGUAGGGGCCCUGCUACACUAGUCUUUAAACACGACUGUGUCUGCCCGCAUUUAAAACGGAGCAAAAACUGUCUGCAAGUGUAGAAGCGCGAAAAUAACCCAGGGCGAAAAUAACACUGUAUACAGUAAUUAAGAACCGGUGAUUUUGUGUGCACUUUAUAGUUUAUAAUAAAGUUUUGGUUUUU
Ostrea edulis (European flat oyster) is the source of this 2458-nucleotide messenger RNA. Its product is annotated as collagen alpha-1(X) chain-like. The coding region runs from base 48 to 1868 and encodes 606 amino acids. The record is from RefSeq and is a predicted model, not a curated record. The transcript has 8 exons. Lineage: Eukaryota; Metazoa; Mollusca; Bivalvia; Ostreida; Ostreidae.